Messenger RNA from Candidula unifasciata, 798 nucleotides. The record is from the annotation of a GenBank genome assembly. Lineage: Eukaryota; Metazoa; Mollusca; Gastropoda; Stylommatophora; Geomitridae.
AUGUCUUCUUUCUGUCGUCUUAGGCGCACUUUAAUAACUACGUGUGUAUUAAGUCGAUGCCAUUAUCAUAUACUUAUGUAUAAAACAAAUGUACGACACCUGUGUAUGGCAAGCAAUUUAUUGAAGGAUAAUGUCAGUUCAAAUGUAUGGUUGCAACGACAGAGAAAGGAUAUUUACGUGAAGCAGGCCGGCAAGGAGAAUUAUCGGUGUCGUAGUGCUUAUAAAUUGCUACAAAUUAAUGAUCGCUUUCAGAUUUUAAAACCCGGCCACAUUGUUAUAGACUGUGGUGCAGCUCCUGGAUCAUGGUGUCAGGUCGCUGCUCAGAAAGUUAACUCCAUAUGCAGCUAUCCCUCUGCACCGAAGGGUUUGGUUAUUGGAGUAGACAUACAGAAUAUGGCACCAAUUGAUGGUGUUCAUCUUCUACAGGCUAGCGAUUUCACAGUUAAAGAAACACAAUGUAAAAUCACAGAAAUACUUCAGGGUCAGCUGGCAGAUGUCAUUCUUAGUGACAUGGCACCAAGAGCUACUGGACUGAAGUCACAUAAUCAUGACAUAAUAGUUGGUCUGUGUUUUUCUGUCCUGCGAUUUAGUUUGAAUGUACUCAAAGAAGGCGGCACUUUGGUGUGUAAGCUGUGGAUGGGUGGUGAUCAGCCCAGGUUGGAAAAUGCCAUGAAUUCUGUCUUUGACAAUGUCAGGUUUGUGAAACCUGAUGCCAGCAGGGAUGAUUCUGCUGAAGUAUUUAUUCUUGGACGUGGCUUUAAACAUUCAUUACAGAAACACCCACAAGAGAAUAGUUAG